Messenger RNA from Thunnus maccoyii (southern bluefin tuna), 4404 nucleotides. It is a transcript of the gene rcan3, whose product is annotated as regulator of calcineurin 3. The coding region runs from base 200 to 907 and encodes 235 amino acids. Gene Ontology annotation, biological process: calcium-mediated signaling. Gene Ontology annotation, cellular component: nucleus; cytoplasm. NCBI's taxonomy places the organism in Eukaryota, Metazoa, Chordata, Actinopteri, Scombriformes, Scombridae. Gene Ontology annotation, molecular function: calcium-dependent protein serine/threonine phosphatase regulator activity; nucleic acid binding. The transcript has 5 exons. The record is from RefSeq and is a predicted model, not a curated record.
AGCAACAACAAACACCGACGCGUCUGACAGCAGCCCCUGAAAUAUCACAGCAGCUGCUACAAAGUCGGCUGAAAAUUUUGCUUUUAGUCCUCUUGAAAAUGAGUUGUCUCUGCCGCUUUCACUGACGGUAGUGAGUCGGAUCUUUCCCAGCCUCUGUGGUCCCACACCCACCUGUCUGCGGCCUCCUAAAAGGCUCAAGAUGCUGCGAGAGAGCUCCAAGGCUUGGAGCAACGGCUCAGAGGCCUACAGCAGCGAUCCCGAGGAGGACGAGGAGGAGGAGGACAUGGUUUUUGGGGAGAACGAUCAGGACGGCAUGGCGGAGGAGAUGAUGGAUCUGAGCGACCUCCCCACGGCGCUCUUCGCGUGCAGCGUCCAUGAAGCCGUGUUCGAAGAGGACGCGCACAGGGAGAGGUUUGAGGCAUUGUUUAGGAUCUACGAUGAACAGACGACUUUCCAGAUGUUCAAAAGCUUCCGGAGAAUCCGGAUCAACUUCAGCACCCCAGAAGCUGCUGCCCGCGCUCGCAUCGAGCUGCAUGAGUCCGAGUUCAACGGAAAGAAGCUCAAGCUCUACUUUGCCCAAGUCCAGAACGGCGACGAGAACAUCGACAAGUCAUACCUGGCCCCUCCUCAGCCCGUCAAACAGUUUCUGAUUUCACCGCCUGCCUCACCACCUGUGGGCUGGAGCCAGAGCGAAGAUGCUACACCUGUCAUCAACUACGACUUGCUGUGUGCAGUAGCCAAGCUUGGACCUGGUGAAAAGUACGAGCUCCACGCAGGCACAGAGUCCACCCCCAGCGUGGUCGUCCACGUGUGUGAGAGCGAGACAGAAGAGGACGAGGCGGCGCGGCCAAAGCAGCAGAUCGUCCAGACCAGACGUCCCGACGGACCCCCCAAAGUCUUCAACUAGAGAGGCCUCCCACCCCCACACCCCUACCCCCCGACACCGGCGCGGCCCCUGACCGCCCUUUAACCCGCAACACACCUGCCCUCUCUCUCUUGUCUCUGCACUCACAGAGAGCGUCGAUGCCCCUCAUUUCAGUUCAACUACAAGCAAAAACAAACCAACAAACAUUGCUCGAGACGGUGUUUGUGGGGAGCGUGGCGAUGGAAUGAGGCGGCCUGAAGGGGAUGGAUGAGAAUCACACACACACUCAUCACAUUCUGCGGACAGCGUAGGGAGCGGCGGGCAACGCUUGCCUCCACCCCACCAACCCCACUUGUUUUUCCAGCAAGAGGGGUCAAAAUACCUGUCCCAACGCAGGCACCUGUCACUUAUCACACACACACUCAGCUCUCAUUGCUAGUCCUGCUCAGUAGCUUGCUAGUCAGUUAGCUUGUUAGCCAUACCUCUCCCUCUGUCAAUCAUGUGUACACUAAUCUUUGGUUGAGGACAUGCGAUACCUCAAAAUAGACAUUUUCUUCUUUUUUUUCUUUUUUUUUUACAAUGAAUUAUGUUUUCAGGUUAUAUAUAUAUAAAUAUAUAUAUAAAUAUGUUUUUUUUUCAUCCAUUUUCAUAUCUGCUGGUUUGUCGCUUCAGCUUGCAUCAAGAUUGAGUGUGUGAUGUUCCCGCUCUUGUCUGCAUGUAUAUACUGUAUUACAAAAAAUACGUACAGAAACACAAAUACUAACAAGAUAUAUCAAGAAAAAGGAACCUAUUUAACAUCACACACAGCACGAAGCGCCAUAUGUGACUAACAAAGUUGUGGUGGUUGACUUUCUUUCUUCUUUUUUUUUUUUGUCUUUUGCUCGUUUUCGCUUUCUGUCUUUUUUUAUUUGGAGAGGUGUUGUUUUUUGCUAAACUACUAGAUGUGUAUUCUUAAUAUGUAUUUGAUACCCCAACACUUUUUGCAUGCUUAGUUACUUCUGUAGAUGAGGAGCUGAGGUGUUUUUUUUUUUUUUGGUUUUUUUUUAUUGUUGUUUGUGACGACAGGGAAAUGGUGUGACGCUUUUGACGCAAGUGCAUAUCCCCACGCAGAGUUUAAAGUGACGUCUUAGGGAGAGAGAGAAAAAAAAGCGGAAUGGUUCGGUCUUCAAUUUGAUGGCAAAUUUGACGCUUUUGUCGGGAUUUGAUGGAUCAGAGACAGUUCAUCCCCCCUCAUUUUCUUCAAGGGGUUUGGGAUGGGUUUUUUUUUUUUUCUGAUUCUAAUUGUUGUAAUUAACAUCUCUAAUGUCUUGGUUAUGUUGUUUAAUCAAACUCACUUUCUAUGUGUCAGGUUUUCCUCUGAAACCUACUACUUGCUUGUUUUGCACUGAGUAUCUCUUGAUAUCUCCAAGCAAUUUCGGGGCUCUCGACCGUCUCCUGCGCACCAGAGUACUGCGCUGCUUCUCGCUGUACAUAGCUGAGCGGUAGAUUUGUGGAAAUAGUCCUUUUAGAUUUUGUAGUUUACCUGAAAGCAUUUUGCUGAGAAAAGGGAAAAUUAGGUAGUCUCAUGAGAUAUCAACCAAAGCAUUCAGUCACCUCAUAUUAUCAACAUAAAAUGGUUUUUCUUACUCAAAGAUGGUAUAUUGUCAAACUGAGCAGAAAGAAAUCAUAUUUUCCCAACACAACUGCAGUUCUUUAUAUUGUUUUUUUUUUGAUUUUGUACUAACAGACAUAGUUUUUUGCAGUAUCUUGUUCAGUAUAAACCCGAACAAAUAUACAUAAGUAAUCAUAAGCUCCUUACAUUUAUGGUUAUUUCUCCCCACGGUCCUUUAUCAGAUCAGUACGUUUCACCUUCCCAUUUAUUUAAUACUUCAGUGCUUUUGAAGCAACAUGAACAAAUGUUCCUAACAGGGCUUUAGUCAACGGUGAGUCUAAACCUUAUUUGUUAUUAGGCAGCAUGAAAUCUAAAAAGACUUUUUUUGCUAUAUAACAAUGUUAGUAAGCAGAAGACAAGUCCGUCUGCAUGUGAGCACUUUAUCGUCAGUGUUUUGUUUCCUUCACAUAAAAUAGUCUUUCUCAAGACAAAGUAGGAAGCACAUUGCAUUUCUUCUGUUUCUUUCUUGUGUUUUUUUUUUUCUUCUUCUUCUUCUUUUAUCUGAAGCUGAACACCUGGUUAGCCUUUUCACCAGCAUAUUGCAGUGAGUGAAACACUCCACUUCCUUUUUGCUAGUGUGAACCUUGGGAAAUUUUCAGGCCUUUUUGGAUCUGUGGGAGUGUGCUACUGUAAAAGGUGUAGACAUGCAGUACAGGUUUAAAAUGGGGAAGGAUGACACAGCAGAACAAAAUCUAUGUCUUUGUUUUCGUGUUUGUCCACAAGAAACAUUCAUCUUAUCUCCCAGACAAGUUAAAACAGGUCUUUGAAAUGCGCCAUGUUGGCAGAUGUUGCAGUUGGCAGUUUUAUUGGCACUACAGUAGGGCUGUCACAGUUAUCUAAGCAGACAGCAGAUUGGUGGAACUACUGAGGUGAUUUAUGAUAAAGAGGAAGCAGGAGGAAGACACUCGUGAAGACUUUUUUACUCUCUGUGGUCAUGGUGUUUAAAACUGAGUGCAUUUUGGUCACAGUUGAAAUGAAAAUGUAUAUUUAUGUACAUAUGCCAAGUGUUUUUUUUUUUUGUUUGUUUUUUUUUUGUUGUUGUUGCUGAGGCCAGUCCCAGUGUGCGGUUUGUUAUGGCUUCUCUUGGCAAUGUUGUAAUUGAGAAAAAAAAAAAAAAAAACAACAAAAAUGUGUAACAAUAAGUUCUGAAGAUGCUCGAUCAAAACCAACUGUCAUUGUGUUGUGUUCAACAUGGACUCUGUUUGAAUGUUUUAUUUCUGGGGAACGUCUACUAAAAAGGUCAAUAAUACCGUUUGUCACUGUUGUACUGUUUUUGUUGAAAUAUGAAUAUUGUGUCUUGUAUUGUAGGAAUCCAGAAAACAAAGUAGCAAAACAAGCAAUAAUUUACAGUUCUAUAAUACCGGUUUGUGUAUUUUCAUGUUCUGUACUUAUUUCUCAGAGAUGGUCUCUGUCUCUUACAGUAUCCGCUUCUCUUUGUGUAGUAUAAUAGUCAUUUGUUUCACAUAGAGAAAUACAUAAAGACUUAUUCUUAAAGCCAUGUUUAGUGUUGUUUAUUUUAAGGGUUACUUUCACUUUUAAAAUGAACACACUUGGGAUGCAAAUACAAAUACCUGCGCAUUUGAGUUAAUGAAAGUUUCAUUAAUUAAGGUAGGCUAUAUAACUAUCUACUAGAUUUAUAACAACAUAAUGGUCAGAUAUAUUCACAACUCACUUUUAGCCCCAGCUCAAGUUUGAGCCACCUUCACAUCACAGAUCUAAGCAUCUGUUUUUCCUGAAAGACAAAUUCCCGACAGUCUUCAGAAACACAAAAUGUUGUUCAACAACACCCGAAUGUAUUUCCCGAAUCAUCAAAGACUCUUUUGUCCAAAUGGAUUAAAUAGUAUUCCAUCAGCUGCAUAAUAAAAAAAAAAGAUUUUUAAGCUCUUUA